AUGAAGCUGCUCGCGCUCACGCUCUUCUCGUACAAGGGCGCCGAGGCGCCGCCGGUCGCGCUGGGCAUGGCCGCGGAGCUGUCCAGCUUUGGCUACUUCCAGCGCGCGUCGGUCCGCGAGAUGCUGCAGUUCACGAGCCGCACCAUCGUGCAGCGCACGGCCCCGGGACAGCGGCAGACGGUGAGGCAGGAGGAUUACUACAUGCACGUCCACGUGCGGGACAGCGGGCUGGCGGCGGUUGCGGUGUGCGACAAGGACUACCCGCCAACAGCAGCGUUCAGCGUGGCGGCCAAGGUCAUGGAGGAGUAUGCCGCGGCCAGCAGCGGCGAGCCCUGGCGCACGGCCGCCGCAGACGACGCCAGCGCGCAGUCGGUGCUCGAGCCGGCGCUGGAGCGGUACCAGGACCCCGUGGCGGCCGACAAGCUGACCAAGAUUCAGCGCGACCUGGAUGAGACAAAGAUCGUGCUGCACCAGACGAUCGACAGCGUCCUGAAGCGCGGCGAGAAGCUGGACAGCCUGGUGGACAAGAGCGCUGACCUCAGCAUGGCCAGCCAGAUGUUCUACAAGCAGGCCCGCAAGACAAACUCCUGCUGCAGGAUGAUGUGA
Monoraphidium neglectum is the source of this 606-nucleotide messenger RNA. RefSeq names its product VAMP-like protein YKT61. Gene Ontology annotation, molecular function: SNAP receptor activity. Gene Ontology annotation, biological process: endoplasmic reticulum to Golgi vesicle-mediated transport. The transcript is spliced from 3 exons. The coding region runs from base 1 to 606 and encodes 201 amino acids. Lineage: Eukaryota; Viridiplantae; Chlorophyta; Chlorophyceae; Sphaeropleales; Selenastraceae. Gene Ontology annotation, cellular component: Golgi apparatus. The record is from RefSeq and is a predicted model, not a curated record.